UAAAGCCAAGGAUGCCAUCUAAAUUCUGCAGAUUGUUGUUUCUCCAACAGUCCAGGGAAGGAAACACAGGCAGGUCCCUGCAGGGCAGGAUGAAGCUGCUGGCUGCUGUGCUCCUGGCUGCUGGUCUGUUAGCCACCAUUGCCCAGGGGGAGCAGCCCCCCUGGCCUGACAAACCUUCAAGGACCUGCUUCUUCCAGAUGCUCAGCAGCAUGGACAGCGAGUUCUGCAGAGGGGAUUUAGAAGUUCUCUACCCCGAGCUGGGUGAUGUUGGCUGCAUGUACAUCCCCAAGUGCCACCAGUACCGGCGGCGGCUCAGCAGAGAGUGGGGCAGCCCCCGUGUCAGGUACCCCCAGGCUGACAAGAGCAAGAAGUAUGUGCUGGUGCUGGUGGAUCCCGACGCUCCCAGCAGAGCCAACCCCAGGAAGCGUUUCUGGAGGCACUGGCUGGUCACUGACAUCCAGGGUGCUGAUCUGAGGACUGGGGACAUCAAAGGACAUGUGCUGACGGAGUACGUGCGGCCCACGCCGCCCCCCCGCAGCGGGUACCACCGCUACCAGCUCCGCCUCUACCUGCAGCCACAUCACCAGGGCAUCACCCUCAGCCCCCAGGAGAGAGCCUCACUGGGUGCAUGGGCGAUGGAGAGCUUCGUGGAGCACUUUCAUCUCGGUUCCCCCGUGGCCUCAACUCAAUUCCUCACCAAAUACUACGAGGAUUAGCAUUGCCCAUCACACCCUUCCCCUGCAGCUGCAUCCCCUCCCUGUGCCACCUCUGUCCAGACCAGGAGGAGACCCCAGCACCCACUGAGAAUGCACCCACCCUUCUGCCAGCCCAGAUUCCCAGCAGAACCCCCAGCCCCUCCACUUCCCAAACCAGGGAGGGUGGGUUCCCUUUCCUCCCAAGGCUAACACCCCAAGCUGUGCCCCAGGAAAGAUGGCAUCACCCUCUUCUCCUCCCCUCACCCCAUUUCUGCCCUGACCCCCAGCAUGUCUCACCUGCCCCUUGAGCUUUAA
Messenger RNA from Colius striatus (speckled mousebird), 1010 nucleotides. RefSeq names its product phosphatidylethanolamine binding protein 4 (gene PEBP4). The transcript is spliced from 7 exons. Bases 12 to 716 code for a protein of 234 amino acids. The record is from RefSeq and is a predicted model, not a curated record. NCBI's taxonomy places the organism in Eukaryota, Metazoa, Chordata, Aves, Coliiformes, Coliidae.